Messenger RNA from Paracoccidioides lutzii Pb01, 2874 nucleotides. RefSeq lists its product as hypothetical. The coding region runs from base 1 to 2874 and encodes 957 amino acids. The record is from RefSeq and is a predicted model, not a curated record. Gene Ontology annotation, biological process: DNA-templated transcription; regulation of transcription by RNA polymerase II. Gene Ontology annotation, molecular function: zinc ion binding; RNA polymerase II cis-regulatory region sequence-specific DNA binding; DNA-binding transcription factor activity, RNA polymerase II-specific. The transcript has 6 exons. Gene Ontology annotation, cellular component: chromatin.
AUGGCAACGGAGUCCACUUUGGGGCGCCAAGCGUCUGGGGAUCGGCUGUCAGCCGUGCCAAGGAUCUCGCCUCCCCGGACCCAAAGCUUUAAUUCUGCCGCCACACUCGCUCGCAUAAGUAGCGAGUCUUUGCCGGACAUCGUUCAUAUCCAAAGUUCUCCCGGAUCGCCGAAUUCUCUAGCAUCGCAAUAUAUAUCGACUGCAGCAGCAGCAGCAGCAGCCACGAUGUUCAACCCAAGACACCAACGAUCUGUCUCCGAUUAUGGUCCUGUCACAUAUACUCCAAGGACACACAAAGUGAGCAAGGCAAAGAAAGGGAAACUAGUUCAUCGAUGUGAAUAUCCAGGGUGCAAUAAGCUCUUCUCAAGAGCCGAACACGUACGGCGCCAUGCGUCGAAACAUGAUCCAGCCGCCAUUAUUCGAUGCGAGGUAGAAGGGUGUGGCAAGACAUUCACUCGCAAAGAUUUGCGUGUGCGGCAUAUGGAAAACAAACACAGCGAUAUACUUGGUUCUCGAACAGCCAGCAUUCGUAGUGAUCGUCACUUGACAUCAAGCCCAGCCACCACGGCUUCAGAACCCCAUGGUCUACUGUCACCUGUGCCAUUUAAUCACCGGCAUGCGUCUGUUCCAGCAGUGUUUCAUGAAGCGAAUUCAAUGUCGAUUGGUUCCAUGGUGCAACCGGGGACACAGCCUGAUUUUGGGAAUGAGUACUCUGUGUCGGUGUGGAGCGAAAAUGAAAGCGACUUGGCUAGGGGGGAAAUAUUUUCAGCUUUGCCUCAUGUCAAUUCUGAUGAUGCGAUAUACUCUUCGCCUGAUAGUUGCCAGUCUCCGUCACCUGAUGUACACCCUUUCCGGUUCCCGCAGCAUACCCCAAUCGUGGACCAGUCUUUCUCGGAAUCAUUUUAUCACCCACAUUUGACCGGGCCAUCUCUCACAUUGACCUCUACAGUUUCCGACUGGACUCCCCUGGAGGCAGGGACCACCACAUCACAGAUGUUGCCUAUCUCCGUUGAAGGUGAUAUCCUUCAAACAGUAGGUGAAACCCGCCCAUCAUUACCGUCACUGGGUGCCUCUGUAACUGAUUUCCACUCAGCCAUACCAGUUCCAAUACUCUUCUCCGGACUGCUGGACGGAGAUGAGUGGUAUGCCAUGCGACGCACACAUUCUUCCACCCCCAGUCUCAUUGCAGGAAAUGGUAUCCUGGAAGUGAUCAACACCGUUAAGUGGCAGGAUUGCUUCGACUAUUAUUGGGAGAAUUUCCACCCCCUCUUCCCGAUCGUCCAUCGCCCUACCUUCUUCGCGGUAAAGCCUAACCCCUUGAUGUCCUGCGCCAUGAUAGCGAUUGGGCUGCAGUACGAUUCGCGACCCAACGCACAAGAGUACUCUCUAACCCUGUUAGAGGCAUGUCUUAAUCUUCUUUCACAGAGAAAACCCAUAACAAUACGCUCUCGAAUAUCUGAUAUCCACGCUGUAUUUCUACUUGAAUAUCUCUCGAAAUAUCGAUCCAGGAGAGCUGAUGUUACGAUAUCUCCUCGUUUUAAGAGUUUAUAUGGCGCUUUUAUUCAAAAUCGCCAUUGGGCAUCAAAGAAACCCACUUGCUGUUUUCAAUACCCUUUCCGACGACGAAAAGCCAGAGGGCCUGACAAAAGCGUAUCACUUUUGGAUAGAAAUGAAACAAGAAGAAGAGUAUUACAAGCCUCCUUUCUUCUUGACGUGCAACAGUCAACCCUUUUUCAGCAGCCACUAGCUUUUCUCCAACUAAAUACAGAGCCACUCAUGUCACACUCUCGAAAUGCAGAAAAACUUGAGUUGCCUUUCCCCUGCCAAGCAGAAUUAUGGGAAUGUAGAGGGAUCGAAGAAUGGACACGGCAUGCCAGGGAAUUUGAGCAAUUAACUUUGUCUCAUGCUAUGGAGCGCGUUAUUUGUCAAAAUGACAACGCUUUUGCACUUGAUCCAUUCCGGUCGAAUCUUAUUCUUUCCUAUGCCUUGCUUACCAAUAUGCGAUCGACGGAUUUGGAGCAGUCGCUAGAGCCGUUUAUCGAGAGGUUGCGACAAGGAAAGACCGAAAAACAUCACAUGGAACGGCCCGAACCUCCCGGUUCUUCAACGAAAUUAAACCAUACACUUUUUGCAUACCACGCUCUCCUCGCUGCAUACCGUACUCCAUUGAAAGCUCUCCUGAUAGUUAGCGGCGAAUCUUGGUUAUUUAAUCGAAAGAUUGCGCAGGAAGCAGAAUUCCAGAAUGCUAAGGAAAAAAUGCGCAUGUGGGUGUCUGACACUGAUGAGCUGAAAAAGGCAGUUUGGCACGCAGUGCGGGUCCUGAAACACGCAAUCGACGAUCCAGAAUUGGGAUAUAACCAAAAUUCAAAUAACUCUGGUCUUUGCAAUUGUUUCACCUCUCUCAACGCCGGAAAGGAUUGUUCUGUUCCAGUGACGCCAGAGCGCCAUUGCCACCAUGUCCCAUUUCCGGCACCAGUAUAUCCAGAAGCCACCGCAACCCUCACAACAGCUAAUGGAGCCAAGGCAAUCACCUCAUUGCAUGCAAACUGGGUUUUGUACUUUUGUGGGCUCAUAUGUUGGGCCUAUGGCAUCGAUCAUUUAACGCCAGCAACAGAUGACUCUGCACUUACCCCAGUUUCCCCGAAAACCUAUAUUUCUAUAUUUACGUUUCUUGCGCCAUCGUGGUCCCAAAUAUCACGCAGCUCCAUACCUGAUCACAUUCGGCGCAAUACCAGCGGGCUACUUGAAUAUAUACGCACUAGAUGGCUACAGGCCUCAGGAGGGCUCUUGAACGAAGGAGAGACGGUCAUACGCCGACUCACAGAACAGCGGAAUCCAAAUAGAGGCACCGAAAAGCGAAUGUGGGAAUUUUAG